Messenger RNA from Cuscuta epithymum, 912 nucleotides. NCBI's taxonomy places the organism in Eukaryota, Viridiplantae, Streptophyta, Magnoliopsida, Solanales, Convolvulaceae. The record is from the annotation of a GenBank genome assembly.
CAGAAAUAGAAAUGCGGUAGGAUUUGGGAACGUGUCAUUCCCGCAAGGAGUGAAAGAGAAAGGUUGAGACGGACGCGGUGUGCGCUUUACCUUUCCUGUGAAUGCCCUCCCAAACUAUUCUUAGCUUCCAACUUCACUCGACAGCUUUCCCGGCGCUCGAUCCUCGUUUCUUGUUUUUCCGGCCACGCUGGUGGCAGAAUGAGCGAUUUUUGGGCAUGGCUGCUCUUCUUCUUCAUGCUCGUUUCUAUUGUUGUCAUGGUCAUUUACCAGCUUAUGUGCCUGGCCGAUCUAGAAUUUGACUAUAUCAAUCCUUUUGACUCUGCCUCUAGGAUAAACAAAGUUAUCCUCCCAGAGUUCAUCACACAUGGAAUUUUAUGUUUCCUUUAUCUUGUCACCGGCCACUGGUUUGCCGCACUUCUCUGCGUUCCAUAUUCAUACUACAACGUGACGCUGUACCUAGGAAGACAACAUUUGAUAGAUGUAACAGAGAUUUUCAACAAACUAAAUUGUGAGAAGAAACGGAGGCUUUGGAAGCUUGCUUAUCUUGUUAUCAUGCUCUUCAUAUCCUUAUUCAUGGUAAUAUACAACGCUUUAGAAGAUGAUGAGGACUAGCUGUAGAGUUUUAUUGUCUCAGUGCAGUUAACAUGUCAAGACUGUUGUUUUGACUGUAAGAGUUCAUGGGUUCAUCCAUUAUUUUAUUGAACCUAUUUAUUCCAUCAUUGAAACAGGAAGUUCUUGUAAGAGUACAUGUUUGGCUUUAGAAGAUGAUGAAGAGGGUGAAGAUCAUCCCGAACAGUAGAUUAGACAUUAUCUGUAUUUCCUUUCCUUUGAAUCAGUAGUUUUUGUACUUUCCGGCCAGUAGAGCCGAUGAAUAUACAAUUUUUGCCUGCUCAUCUCGUCUUUGUGACUUUU